Molecule: messenger RNA, 426 nt
Organism: Danaus chrysippus (African queen)
Lineage: Eukaryota; Metazoa; Arthropoda; Insecta; Lepidoptera; Nymphalidae
Source: the annotation of a GenBank genome assembly
CUGGCGGGUGGCGCGUCGGCGUCCGUCGGCGCGCCCCAACUGCAUUUGAUCUGUGGUUCUGUGGCUCUGUGCUCGCGCCGGCGGCCGGCCCGCGGCGCCCGCGCUCACAGUGCACAGUACACAUUACACAGGGCCCCCUUACGCGCCACUCGCCGAGCGCGAGGCGUCGCCGUCCGGCCGCCUCGCUGCAUGCCGACGAGGCUUUCCACGUUGUACUCGAGCGACACCUCGAUUCAAACCCUUAAGAUUCUGGGCUCUUGGAUGUAUGCAUUGGCUUAUGUGAACUGUGACUCGUUUUCGUUUCCUUUCUUGGUCGGAGACCGUGUCGCCGGGCGCCGCAGACUGCUGCCCGACGGCGCGAUCGCGUCUAUAUCUUCCUACAUCUCACCGACUCGAUCGUAUCAUCGACUCCGCAUCGACUCAUAG